AUGCUUGUUCGGUUACCAUCCAGCCUGCACUACCCGAUCACCGUAACGUCGUUGCUCAAACAGCCCGGCGAUGCGGUGGAAAGGGAGGAUGCGCUGUUCUGGUAUGUCUACCAGACCACCGUCACCGAGGGUGACGGGCUGGGAAAUAAAGUCGAGGUGAAGCGCAAAUUUCCGACCAAGUUUGAGUCACCCGUCGAUGGCGAAUUGGUUCAGUGGAGGAUUGCAAAAGGGGAUGUCAUCAAUGGGCCGGUCGAUUUCAUGGUGGUCGAUGAACCAUGUGCUCACGAGGUUCAGUUCGGGGGACUUUGCGCAGAGUGUGGGAAGGAUAUGACUGCAUCCACCUACAACUCGGAUUUUCAAGAUGUCAUGCGCGCGACGAUCCCGGUGACCCACGAAAACACCGGUCUGACCGUGAGCGAGAGAGAGGCGACGCGGGUGGAAGAGGAUGCAAAGCGCAGCUUGUUGUUAAAUCGGAAGCUGUCCCUUGUGGUCGAUUUGGAUCAGACGAUCAUCCAAGCAACCGUUGACCCCACGGUGAGGGAAUGGAUGGAAGAUAAAGACAAUCCAAAUCACAAGGCUGUCAGGGAUGUCCGCGUGUUUCAGCUUGUCGAGAAUGACCCGGGAGCGCGUGGAGUAUGGUACUAUGUCAAGUUGCGGCCCGGGCUGGAGUCUUUCCUGCAUAACAUCUCGGAGAUGUUUGAGCUGCAUAUCUACACCAUGGGCACUCGGUCUUAUGCGCAACAUAUUGCUGCUAUCAUUGAUCCCGAUCGUAAGCUGUUUGGAGAUCGCAUUCUGAGUCGAGACGAGAGCGGCAGUCUCACAGCCAAGAAUCUACAUCGGUUGUUCCCUGUGGACACUAAGAUGGUGGUCAUCAUCGAUGACCGCGGGGACGUUUGGCGCUGGAGCCCCAAUCUCAUCAAGGUCGUGCCGUAUGACUUCUUCGUCGGCAUUGGAGAUAUCAACUCCAGCUUCCUGCCCAAAAAGCAGGAACUGGUCUCUCCAAGCACGCCGGGCGAGAAGUCUGCGGCCAAGACAGUAAAAGCAUCGCCCCGUGAGCACAAUGCUAAUGGAGCUACGGGCAGAGCAGGGGAUCAGCCGGAGAUGUCAACAUUGGAGCAGCUAGUGACGAUGGGCGGAGGAGACGACCCUCGCCUACUGCAGGAACAGAGCGAUGCACAGAAUGAGACGAUCAUGCAUCAAGUUGAAGAUCGACCGUUGUUACAGAAGCAGAAGGAAUUGGAUGCAGAAGAAGAUGCCGCUGAAAGUAGUGAUUCAUCAAGUAGCAUGGACGACUCACCGGAGAUGAACAAACACCGACAUCUUCUUCUGGAGGACAACGACCGGGAGCUGUUUGAUCUGGAGGUUCGUCUUGAGCAGGUGCACCGCAAUUUUUUCGACGAGUAUGACCGGCGGAGAUCACGAGCGCUGGGAGGACGAGUGGCAGCUUUGCGCGGCGAGAAGACACCCUCAAAGGAGAAGGAUGUCGACUUGAAGCUAGUUCCCGACGUCAAGGACAUUAUGCCGGCCAUUAAACGCCGUGUUCUCAGUGGUGUUGUUUUGACCUUCACAGGAGUACUUCCUCUUGGCACAGAUACACACAACGCAGACAUCUCGCUCUGGUCCAAGAGUUUUGGUGCGACCAUCAGUACGAAGAUCAAUUCAAGGGUCACCCAUCUCGUGGCCGGACGGAACCGCACGGCUAAGGUUCGAGCUGCAACGCGGUACCCCAACAUCAAAAUCGUGAGGACGCAUUGGUUGAGUGACUGCUUAACACAAUGGAAGCGUUUAGACGAGAAGCAAUAUCUCCUGCCUGUGCACCCAGAUGAUCGCGAGCCGCCAAUUUCGCCAGGCCAGGAAAUGGAGAGUUCUUGGCUGUCAUCUGAGGAAGGGACGGGGGUCGCUGGCACGGAGGAGGACGAGCCUGAAAUGACGGCCGAUAUCUUGCAAUCGUCUGGAUUGACCGAGAUGUCACCUAUCGGGUAUGACGCCGACCAACAAGCCGCCAUCCACGAGGAAUUGAAAGAGUUUCUGGGCAGUGACGACGAGAGCGAGAGUGACAGUGAUGCCUCCUUCAUGGAAGAUGCUCCCACAACGGCGCCCAGCAAGAAGCGGAAGCGUCCGGAGGAUACAGAAGAUGAGGACGAGGGAGGAGAUGACAAGGGAGACAGGGCGCAAGAUGCCGGAAAACCCCAUGGCUCGCGACUCGCGCAGCGGAUUCGGCGGGUGUAUGAGCGGCCCGGCACCGCACUCUCCCAAGCAGUGUCUAGUGCAGCAAACUCGGAAUCGCCCAGCAGUGAACCGGAGGUGCAGGCCGAUGCGCCUUCGGGGUCCCAACCAGCGGGCACGAUGCCGGCUCCGGAAGAAGAGGAUGAUGAGCUCGAACGGGAGAUGAUGGCGGCGUUUGAAGAUGGCGAUUACGACGCGACGGCCGAGGAGAAGAUCGCGGAAGAGAACGGUUGA
Messenger RNA from Aspergillus aculeatus ATCC 16872, 2460 nucleotides. RefSeq names its product protein-serine/threonine phosphatase (gene fcpA). The coding region runs from base 1 to 2460 and encodes 819 amino acids. Gene Ontology annotation, molecular function: RNA polymerase II CTD heptapeptide repeat phosphatase activity. The record is from RefSeq and is a predicted model, not a curated record. Lineage: Eukaryota; Fungi; Ascomycota; Eurotiomycetes; Eurotiales; Aspergillaceae. Gene Ontology annotation, cellular component: nucleus. The transcript has 3 exons.